This is a messenger RNA of Mercenaria mercenaria, 558 nucleotides long. RefSeq names its product collagen alpha-1(XII) chain-like. NCBI's taxonomy places the organism in Eukaryota, Metazoa, Mollusca, Bivalvia, Venerida, Veneridae. Bases 1 to 558 code for a protein of 185 amino acids. The record is from RefSeq and is a predicted model, not a curated record. The transcript is spliced from 5 exons.
AUGGUUGUGAAUGAAUUCUCGUUCGAAGAUGGCACACAGACACGUGUCUGUCUUAUCACAUUUGCUAAUAAUGCACGAUAUGAAUUGCAUUUGAGAAACAACCGUGACAAGGAAACUAUUAUGGCAAAUGUUCUAAAAGUGCCAUGGAGCAACGGUGAAACGAUGACGAACAAAGGUCUAGAUGCUGCUCGAGCUGAGCUUCGUCGCGGUCAUGGAAAUGAUGUAGCAAUUGUGUUAACAGAUGGACGGUCGACUGAACCAGACUGGACAAAAAGCGCAGCACAUAGUUUGCACAGGGGCGGCGUUGAGACCUUUGUCGUAGGAAUUGGUAACAACGUGGAUAAUAAUGAAUUAAAGAUCAUUGCUUCUGAUGACGACCAUGUGUUCAAAGUUGCCUCAUUCGACCAGCUGGCACAGAUCCAUCGAAAUGUUGUCGACAAAAUCUGCGUAGCUGCUAACAGGGUAACAACAACAACAUCAACCACGACCACUACAACAACGACGACAACUACUACACUGCCGCCUACCACAACAAAAGCAGGUCAGUUUGACCAUUGA